UCUGGCCUGAGCAGAAGCUGAGAUGGCCGUCACCGAGCUCGUCAUCCUGGUGUUAGUGCUCAUGUUAGCGCUGGUCAGCGCGGAUACCGAGUGCCCUAAAAACGUGCAGAUCCCCAGGGGGGUGGUGCUGUUUCCUGACAAAUGCUGGUUGGGCAGCGUGCUGAGGUACAGCUGUCCUCCGGGGACCAGGGCGACCCCGGUGUCCUGGAGGGUGUGCGGGCCGGACGGCAGCUGGAGCGCGAUCAGACGGCCCGCGGCCUGUGUCUCGUACUACUGCAGUGGCCCCAUCACCCUCGAGAAUGGCUGGCUGGCCCCACGACAGACCCGCUACCGCGUCGGCGACGUCGUCCGGUUCCACUGCCAACCAGGUUACCUUCUCUACGGACCCCGCAACAUAACCUGCCUCUCCACUGGGAAGUGGAGUGCUCCCCCUGCUGUCUGCGAUUCUGGUGGCUCGGCGUGCGAGAACCCCGGCGUGCCCGCGGGGGGGCUGCGGGUGGGGGAUCACUUCGGAAGGCACAGACAGGUCCGGUACACCUGCUACAACGGCCUGCUCAUGCGGGGGCCCAAACUCAGGACAUGCCUGCAAGACGGGAGCUGGUCCGGGAUGCAGCCAGUGUGUGAAGGACCACAUGCCUACGACGGCCCGCAUGUAAUCGCGGAGUACUUCUCCCUGUCUGAACAGGCGCUGCUGAACCCAGAGCAAGACCUGCACCUUUACUUCAUUAUAAAGGCUUCCAGGAGCGUUGGGGCUGAAAACAUGGAAACGGCUUUGGAUUUUAUGUCCCGGCACAGCAGCCAGGUUGUGGACUUCUCCAGAAAGAGGAAGGCAGAACUGAUCAUCUUCGGCGAGUCGGCCAGGAGGGUGAAGUAUGACGAAGUCGAUCACCGUGACUAUGAAAAAUUCCUCAACGGCUCGGCCGUCAAUACGGGAGCAGCCCUGCAGCUGGUGCUGAGCCUCAUAGAGACUAACCUGAACGUCAGCACCCGAGAGCCGCCAGCCAAGAACAUCCUCAUCCUCAUCACAGACGGACGUCACAACAUGGGCUCAAGCCCAUCCAGUGUUAUUCAUAAAAUGACCAACACUGUUCCCAAGCCGGACGCCAACUUGGCAGAAGAGAUAGGUACCUCGACAGUGAAAUUGGAAGAGCGACCGCCCCAAAUGAUGUUCAGUCAUGCGUUUCCAGAGAUCUUCGUGAUCGGCAUUGGCGGAGCCGCGGAAAGAGACAGCCUGGAUACGAUAGCAUCUCAGAGGGCAGAACCCAGAGCUUUCUACCUCCCAGACUACGACGGGUUGAGCCAGAUCGAGGACAAAGUGCCGGAGGAUGCCUGCGGAGUGAGGGGCCACAGAGAAAGCGGGUUCGAGAGGGUCUUCAGAGGGAGGAACUCGGCAGACCAUCAGUGGCCCUGGCAGGCUGCAGUGCUCUACAACGGUCUUUUCAUUGCGGGCGGGAGCAUCAUCUCCAGACAGUGGGUGCUGACAGCCGCGCACGUGCUAUUCGGCGGAGAACACCCCGGAAAUUUCUCUGUACUCACAGGUGUGAGACACAGGACGAGGGACAAGUCGCCGGUGGGGAUCAUGAAAGUGGAAAAAUAUUUCAUACAUCAGGAUUUCAGUGAAACGCAAUUUCGCAAUGAUAUCGCUUUACUCAGACUGGAGGAGAAGCUGGACUUCAGCAGCAAGAUAAGACCUGUGUGUCUCCCCUGCACAGCUGCUCUCUCUCACAUCCUGCCUCUUCCCUCCCAAAACUGGACUUCACGCUGUCUUUAUCAAGAUCUCAUUCUCACCGGCCGCGGCGGCGAGGAUCAGCGCACCGUGAGCGGCGUCGUGACCGGAUGGGGGCUCAGUGGUAAAAAACACAUUCUGGAAACCAACUUGAAACAUGGAAAUAUUUUGAUAAAGCAACGGCAGCAGUGCAGAAAGGAGUCAGAAGCCAUCAAGGUGCCACUAACUGAAGAGAAGUUCUGUGCCAGAGGAGAUGAUGGUGUGGACGCCUGCAAAGCUGAUUCCGGUGGUCCAUUUGUCAUUAAGAGGAGCAGACGCUGGAUUCAGAUCGGGAUCGUCAGCUACGGCACAUCCAGUGUCUGCCAGAACGGCACCAUGGGCUUCUACGCCAACGUGGCCAAGCUCAUGCCUUGGAUCAGGGAAAUCGUGGGCCAGGACAUGAGAUUCACCUGAGAGCGUGAGGCCCGUCCUGGAUGCCGACCCACCCCUCUCCCUCUACAGCCCACCCCCCACAAACCACCUGUCAAUAACAGAUCAAUAUCAGCCGGCCAGCACAGCCAGCAAUAUUCAUAAAUAAAGAUGUUCUCGCACCAUGAA
Paramormyrops kingsleyae is the source of this 2323-nucleotide messenger RNA. Its product is annotated as complement factor B-like. Gene Ontology annotation, biological process: complement activation; proteolysis; response to bacterium. The record is from RefSeq and is a predicted model, not a curated record. NCBI's taxonomy places the organism in Eukaryota, Metazoa, Chordata, Actinopteri, Osteoglossiformes, Mormyridae. Gene Ontology annotation, molecular function: serine-type endopeptidase activity. Gene Ontology annotation, cellular component: extracellular region; extracellular exosome.